Molecule: messenger RNA, 1043 nt
Organism: Phycomyces blakesleeanus NRRL 1555(-)
Lineage: Eukaryota; Fungi; Mucoromycota; Mucoromycetes; Mucorales; Phycomycetaceae
Exons: 3
Coding region: 1-852 (283 amino acids)
Biological process (GO): transcription elongation by RNA polymerase II
Cellular component (GO): Cdc73/Paf1 complex
Molecular function (GO): RNA polymerase II complex binding; chromatin binding
Source: RefSeq, a predicted model, not a curated record
AUGCGAUUGGUCGAAGAAAUCGGGGAAGAAGACAAAGUCCUCAUGACUCAGCCUGUAGAUGAACAGGCUGCUAAAGCAAAGAGUCAUUUCAAAUCCAACGUAACUUGGUUGCGCAGAUCAGAGUACAUUGCAGCCGAGACACGUACAACCGUAGUCCGAACAGAACCUAUGGAGCAUCGAUUUGCAAUGUCGGGAUUGGCAGCUACCGAUCGCUCCAAAGAAUAUGCAACCCACGAAGGCCAGAUUGCAGGUAUCCUAAAGACGUUUGGACCACAGCCCGAGACCCUCCAACAUCCUAUUACCAAAAAACGUGCCAAGCGUAUUAUUCCUAUCCUACCUGAUCCCAUCUGCCAGCACACCGACUACAGUAUUGCCCAAUUCAAUGUCGACCCUGCUGACGACGAAAGACUUGUCAAACGUAAACAGGCUGCAAAGAACCCCAGUUCACUGGUUGGUCAAAAACGCCCCUCUGAAGAGGAUGCAACCGAUCGCGGUGUACUGCAACCUAUCACCAAUCCUCACGAUCCAGAUGAUCGCUAUCUCAUCUGGUUUCUGCCCGAUGGCGAGGCAACUGAAAGACUUAAACGACAGAAACGACAAGGCAAACCCAUGGGUGAUGAGCCUGCUUCAUAUGAAUUUGUACGUGACUACGAAUACCAACAUGAUAACUCUUCAGAACAGAAGCAUUUGAUCAUCACCUUUAGAGAUGAUGGAGACGGUGAAAAGGCAUACUACAACCUCAUCCAGGGUAAAAUGACAUUGAGAAAGAGAAGAGCAUUGAGUAAAAAAUACCAGCAGUAUGAUGAUUAUGAGAAGCCUGGAGCCCUUGCUAUUAACUUUCAUGAAGUCUAAAAGAAAAUAAGAAGAAGAAGAAGAAACCCCUUUACUCUAGUUCUCCUUAUAUCUUUCUUGCAGCGUAAAAUAGAUCACGGUAGUUACCAGACCAAAAAAAAAAGAGAGAGAUUAUUUUUGUUUGUUUGUUUUUUAAAGUUUUGAUAUGGUAUUGAUGGAUUUUUGAAUAAAUAAAGAACAUUAUGAUGCCC